UUUUCUGCAUCGACUCGCGUUUUGGGUCGUGUUACAUAUACCCAAUACCAUCAAUUGCGCCCCUCGGAGCUUACGCGGUAGCUCCGUGGCUCAUCAUCGUAGAGAGGCUCGUGUCUCUCGGUUGGUGUUUCCACUGGUACCUGAUUAGAUUUCGCGGUGGGGCCAAACAUGUUGCUCCGAAAUGUGGCAGGCCGCAGCUGAGUCGCCCUACGACCUAGACUCGAAGGCAAAGGGAGACGAGCUACAGAAGUUGAGCGUCAUCGAGACCCUGCCGCAGCUUCUCGCCGAAGAUGCUCACGGGUGUAUCACGCGAGUCCUGCCAAAGAUACAGCAGACCCUGCCAACGGCCUCGACCGAGUUCCACAUGGCCGCCUCGGUCAUCUUCAAACAGGUCCUCGAGCAGAGGCUCGUCAGCCCGACCACCUUCGCCGAGGUCUUCCUCCAGAGCAUUUUGAGCUCCCUCGGCAGCCGAGAACCCGUCGUCUCGCACGCGUGGCUGGAUACCAUAAUUGACGUUAUUGAAUUGCUGCACGUGGACGUCGUCAAGCGCGAGAUUUUACCGAUCGCGAUAAGCGAGGGCAGACUGUCGCAGAGUGUCGAUUCGAGGAUUAUGUGUUGUCGGCUCAUGGGUAAAAUAGCCACCCGCUUCGACGCCGAGUCCAUCAAACGAGACGUCCUGCCAACGGUACAGUCGCUCAGCCAAGAUGUCAGCAGCGACGUGCGCGCGUGCAUUUGCCUGCAGUUGCACCUCGUCGCCCAGAACAUGGGCGACAGCACCACAAAGUUACUUCCAUUGAUCGUCGAGUUGGCCAGCGACGAAGAGAGCAACGUCAGACAAGCCGCUGUCCAGACAAUGGGUCUUUUGUUACCCCACCUCAAAGCAGAUACGAUAGUGGAUAUUGUAGUGCCCCUUAUAAAACUGACUUGCGAGAACGCCGCCAAAUCGGAGGACAAUGUGAUAUGCGUGGUCGCACAAGAAUUCGGCAAACUUGCCCAAAGUACCAAAGCUCACCUGAUACCGGCGGACAAAACGUGGUUCAUCAAGUAUUUCGUGCAAAUCGCCCAGAUGGGCACUCCGAAGGCGAAGGAGGUCGGGGAGGACAAGGCCAAGCACCAAGAGUUUUCGUUUCACGCGGGCAACGCGAACGACAGAAGCGUGGAGUGUCGACGGAGCUGCGCUUUCAACAUGCCGGCAAUGUUCCUCUUUGCUUCCUCAGCUUCGGAGGGAGUGAACGCGCUGAUCCCGACCUUCCGGAAUUUGGCAAGCGACUCGUAUUACAUGGUACGAAGGACGAUUGCCUGUAGCUUGCACGAGAUCAUCAAUGUCCUGGGUCGGGAGAGCGGGUUGAUAAAGCCCGAGCUGAUCCGACUGCUGAAAGACGACAACGAAGAGGUCCUCCAAGGCCUCAUCCCGCACGUCUCGGGGAUCCUCGAGAACCUAUUGCAACACCACCUCGUGAGAGCUGACCAAAUGGAAUCGUCGACGGUCGACUUGGGCAAGGCGCUCAUCCAGUGCGAAGCCCAGAUAUCGUUGACCAACAACUGGAGGUUGUCGGCGCUGAUGCUCGGCCAGUUUGAAAUACUGCCGAGGUGCUUGUCCAGCGAUUUCAUCUACGCCCACUUGGUGCCCGUCGUCUCCAACAGGGUCCUGUACUCGAGACCCCUACCAGUGCGCCUGGCUGCCGGUCGGACGCUCCUCGUCUUCCUGCGCUACAACCUCAAGUCCCAGCAAAAGCUGGAACUGCGGAGCAAGAUAUGCAACGAGAUGGCGUACGGCUCGAGCUGCUACCUGAGAAUGAUCUUCAUCCGCAUGAUGAUCGAGGCCCUGACGAUAUUCUCGUCGGUCUACUUCAAGGAGUACUUUUGCCCGACUCUGCUCGACAUAAUGGACGACCCGGUGGCCAACGUCAGACUGAAAGCCCUCACCCUGGCCCCGACCAUCAAGUCUUGUCUGAGGUUGCCGGCCGACAAGAAGCUACUGUCCACCUUGGAGAUGAACGUCCGCAACUUGAAGAGCAGCGAGAAGGACAGGGACGUGCUGGCAGCCCUGAACGCCGCUUCCCUCCUGAUGGACAGCGUCGAUGUCAGGGUAGACGGCCAACCGUCUCCGGCGAAACUCAGCAAGUACGACACCGAGGACAUGAAAAAGCUUGAAGAGGAAAAGAAGCUGGAGGCCGCCUCGAGCAGCGGUCCUGGUGGAAAAAUCGGCAACACUGUCGUGCCCAACAACCCGAAAAAACCAAACAUCCUGAAAAUACCGCCGGGAACGACUGCCGUGAGCAGUAAAUCGGUAGCCAGUACCGAUUCGCCCGUCAAACCGAACCGAGGCAAACAGGCUCCGGGAGGCACAGAGUCCCCGAAAUCGGCCGUUCCGUCGAAACCUCCGCUAAUCAGACAGAGCUCGCUGUCGACCUCGCACGUGGCAGAUAUUUCAAAGACAAGUUCGUCUAACGAUAAUUUACCCCAACAUUGGUCGAUAUUUUCGUCCUCCAACAACUCUGCGCAUACAACAACAGUAACACCACCACCAUCGACGACAACAAUAACGACACUCGCGACAAUCGCAUCCACGACGACGACAACAACAACGACAACGACAGCAACGUCGUCGAGCGUCAGCGCGCAGCUGUGGGAAAAGGCCGGUUCGAGCAGCCACGGUGGCAUCAAGCCAAUGAGCUACGGCAACAACGAUUACCCGUCCACUGCGCAAAAGGUCCAGUGUAGCUGUUACGAGCUGGCCGAUCGGGUAUUCCAUGCGCGCAACAACCACCACCCGGUGACCUCGAGCGGCGACCACCUGUCCCAUCGCUGCAGCGCCGGCUACAUAAAAACAACCAGUUUGUUCCGCGCCCCCGAACCCGCUCGCUUCCCGGACUUUGUCAAACCCUUCUCGCUUCUCGACUCCUCCCGGGAGGAGUGUAGGCGCGACCUAGCCCACCAGCUCGCCUCGCGCAAGUACUACAACAGCAACAACAGGGCACCACCACCACCACCGAGCUACGGCAGCACGCCGAGUUCCGUACGCGGCUUGCACUACGAGCGCGAGCCCUACUGGGGGGGUUUCGGUGGCCCGAGCGGCUUACCGGCCCUCACCUUCGUCGACGACGAGUUCAUGGUCGACGCGGGCAUCCGGAUACCAGCUCAGCUCACCUCCUCAUCCUACGGGUCGCAACAGCUGCAGGGCCCGGCCAAGAUACCGAACCUCCAAGACAUCAUCUACAGGAACCAGAAGAUGAGCUUCGGGGGGGACCGGCGGUUUUUCGGGUCUUCCUCGACCUCGGGUUCCUUCGAGCGGAGCAGGCCCUUCCUCGCGUUCCCCCUGCCAAAGAGCUACUCCCUCGACUACGACUACGACCCGCACGACCACCACGGGGACAACGACGACGAGGAGGAGGCGAACCCUGGUGACGAGAACAGCGGGAACGUCAAUCCAUCGGUCAAGUCCGGCGACAGGGGCAGGCCGCGUUACAACUUCGAGGACAACAAGACCAACAAGCGCAACCCCUGCUCCUCGGGGUUCGCGGAGGGUAGUAGGGGGUCGAAGGAGCGCCCGAGGGUCCUGGUCGAUCGCAACAGGCGGGCCAACAAGUACGAGGUGAGGUUGCCGGGGGAACAGCGGCACGGGGCCGAGGUGGCCCAGCUGGACUACGGGGCCUUGCGCCGGCUCUCCAUCCUCGACGUCAACCACAACCAGGGCGCCCUCAGCAAGAUACCCGUGCGCAACAGCCACGUCUCGGGCAGCAGGACCGCCCCGGUGACCCGCACCUCGAGCCCCAUACGCGUCCACUAUACGGCUGGGCCCUCGUUCAAGCCGGAGGUUCGGGGUAGGCUGCGCUCGAGCUACGACGACGUCGACAAGAUACUCUGCCACCAAAAGUUUUGACGAGCCGCCUCGGUGCCACGCAGGGACCCUGGUAACGACGGACGCUGAUCCGAUCCACGUUUUGGGGUGUCUCUCUGCCCGUAAUGUUGUUUGUUUUCGGUGCAAGGGGUUACACCUUUGGAAAAAGUUUCGUCUUUGGUUUUUGAUCCUGCGUUGUGGAGCAUUGAAGGAUUUCAUUUGUUGAAAACGUGCGAAUUCAACAAUUGUUUUUUUUUUUUUU
This is a messenger RNA of Copidosoma floridanum, 4103 nucleotides long. RefSeq lists its product as uncharacterized. Lineage: Eukaryota; Metazoa; Arthropoda; Insecta; Hymenoptera; Encyrtidae. Gene Ontology annotation, molecular function: protein binding; protein phosphatase regulator activity. Gene Ontology annotation, cellular component: protein serine/threonine phosphatase complex; cytosol. The record is from RefSeq and is a predicted model, not a curated record.